Molecule: messenger RNA, 1473 nt
Organism: Lactuca virosa
Lineage: Eukaryota; Viridiplantae; Streptophyta; Magnoliopsida; Asterales; Asteraceae
Source: the annotation of a GenBank genome assembly
AUGUCUACUCCUGGAAACACUUCUACUUCGUCCUCCUCCAACCAAAACUUCUCUUUGCUCAAUAUAUGCUCCAAAGAGCUCAAAGAGCUUGAUGAGAAUGAAGCUACUCCUGAAGAUCUUGCUGCCUACAAGAAACAUUACGAUGAUGCUACCAAAGUGGCAUGCAUCAUGGUGGCAACUAUGUCCCCAGAACUGCAGAGGUACUAUGAGGACUACUGGCCUUUCGAGAUGAACAAGGACCUUAUGGAAAAGUACCAUAAGCGAGCUCGUCAAGAAAAGUUCAAAGUAGUCAAGUCACUCAUGGCUUGCAAGAUGAAAGAUGGGGAGUCGGUUGUGUUACAUGUGCAAAGAAUGCAACGCUACAUAGAGCGUUUGGUCAAGCUCAAUAUUCAUUUUGAUGAGGAAUUGGCCAUUGACAUGGUCUUGAACUCACUUCCUGAAUGUUAUGGGAAAGGUCCUCCCAAACAAAAUUGGAAGAGCAAGGCUCAAGCUGGGUCAUCUAGUAAUGGCCCAAAGGCUAAGCCCAAUGGUUCCACUCCCCAUGUUUCUGAUCCAAAAGAGGCAGUUUGCUUUUACUGCAACCAAAAGGGGCAUUGGAAGAGAUCUUGCCCACAAUAUCUGCAAGAUAUCAAGGAUGGCAAAGUGAAGCCAUCUUCGGCAGGUAUUUACACUAUUUCUGCUAAUAACUCAUUAUCUUCUCGUUCAUGGGUCCUUGAUACAGGAUGUGGUUUUCAUAUCUGUUCUGAUUUGCAGGGUCUAAAGGAAAGUGAGGAGAUAGAGCGAGGAAGGAUAAACCUGAUCAUGGGAAACAGAAAGUCUUCACCAGUAACCAAGAUCGGAGUUUAUCAGCUUCUGCUUAGUAAUGAUGUUAGAUUAGAUUUAAUAAACUGUUGCUAUUCGUCUGAGAUGACGAGAAACAUUAUUUCAUUUCAUGCAUUGUUCAGACAAGCUUUACCUUGUAAUGGUGUGUAUGAAACAGUGACUUGUGUUGAUAGCUUAGGAAAUAGUGUACUUAAUAUUGACUUGUCUAAUAGUGUAGACAAGGCAUGCUUGUGGCAUUGUCGUCUUGGACACAUUAACAAGAAACGCAUAGCCCAACUCCAAAAGGAUGGAGUGUUGGAAUCAUUUGACCUAAAAUCAGAUGAUGUGUGUGAAUCUUGUCUUUUGGGAAAGAUGACAAAAUCACCAUUCACAGGGUCUUGUGAAAGAGGUGAAGGUCUGUUGGAUCUCAUACACACAUAUGUGUGUGGGCCCUUCAGAUCAACUACAAGAGAUGCUAAUCGAUUCUAUGUGACUUUCACUGACGAUUAUAGCAGAUAUGGAUAUAUCUACUUGAUCAAGCAUAAGUCAGAAACUUUUGAAAAGUUCAAAGAGUUUAAGCAUGAAGUCGAAAAUCAAUUGGGCAGAAAAAUAAAGAUACUUAGAUCCGAUAGAGGCGGGGGUAUCUUAGUAUCGAGUUUAACGACUAUCUGA